GUUUAAAAUACACGCCAUCGUAAAUACAAAUUGGAAGGUUCACGUUCUUAAGCCAUGGCACUCUUUCCAGCUUUCGCAGGAUUGUCAAGUGGAAAUUCAAAUAAUGAAAAACAAUCUAAAGAAUUGGAUUGGUUGAACAAUCAGAGUUUCAGCACCGAUGAUGCCCUGAGCCUCCAUCAGCGAGCCGUUGAGCUAGCUGAGCCGGGGUCACAGACCUCUGAAAUCAGUUUUCCUGCUGUCCAAAAGCAGAGGCACAGAAAGGAGGAUGAAGAAGAUCUCAAGGCAAAGAAACGGAAAAAGAAGGAAAAGAAGAAGAAGGAGAAGAAACACAAAAAGAGGAGCAGAGCGGCAUCGGAAAGCAGUGGCUGUGACUCGGACACCGUGUAUCCCAGUGACCUCUUGAAACAGGCUACAGACCCCUGCAGGCAGGAGGAGGAGGAGUGCGUUUCUGGCUCCUUCGUCUGGCUGGACGACCUCCAGACCCCCACCGACCGGCCAUUCUGCAUCGACAGGAAAGCGGACUCUGCCAACUGGGAAUACAAGUCCCUCUACAGAGCAGAUAUCGCCAGGUACAGACGGAAAGGGAGCUCUGCCCUCGGACUGAACCCAAAGACCCAGAGUGUGAGCUGGGUGGAGCCCGGCUCAGAGAAGAAGGCAGACAGGAAGACUGACAGAAGGCCGGAGAGAUACUACUCCCGCGGGGCCCGCCAGCUGCUCAGCUCCAGGGGCCUCCCUGCCCGGCCUGGCCUCCCGGGGCCCGAGGCGAGCAUAGUCCCUGCCCACUUCAUUCCAGUCCCUCCCUGCACCGAGCAGGAGGGGCAAGCCAUCCCCCAAGGCACCUCCUGGGUCAACCCCCUGGGGGUGUACGACCCCUCCACCUCCCUGUGGCUCCAGGGCAAGGGCCCGGCGGAGCAUGAGAAGCAGCAGGAAGCGGGGCCCCCAGGGGCCGGCGGGGCCGGCAGCGCCUGUUCCCAGCUCGCUGUCCGAGUGGAGCACUUCAACAGGAGGCUGAGGGAGAACCCCACCGACACUCCUACCUGGCUGGAGUUUGUACGCUUCCAGGAUGAGCUGACGGGCGGUGCAGGGUCCUUCACGGGUCUGGAAGGCGAGCCGGACGGACGCAGGAAGUCCCUGAGGAUGACCCUGGAGAAGAAGGUGUCCAUCCUGGAGAGGGCGCUGGAGAGCAACCCCACCAGCGUGGAGCUGAAGCUGGCCCGGCUGACGCUGUGCCAGGAGCUGUGGGAGCCGGCGACCCUGCUGAAGGAGUGGAAGAAGCUGGUCUUCCUGCACCCCAACGACGCCCCGCUCUGGAGGAGGUACCUGCUCUUCACCCAGAGCCAGUUCAGCACCUUCACCGUGUCCAAGGUCAAUGCCGUCUACGGGAAGUGUCUGAGCACGCUGGCGUCCGUGCAGGACGGCAGCAUGCUCUCCCACCCCGCCCAGCCCGGCACCGAGGAGGCCAUGCUAGAGAUCUUCCUCCAGCAGUGCCACUUCCUGCGGCAGGCGGGGCACUCGGAGAAGGCCGUCUCACUCUUCCAGGCCAUGCUGGACUUCACCUUCUUCAAGCCCGACAGUGUGAGAGAGCUCCCCACCAGACAGCAGGUGGAGUUCUUUGAGCCCUUCUGGGACAGUGGGGAACCCCGGAUUGGAGAGAAGGGGGCUCGGGGCUGGAAGGCCUGGAUGCACCAGCAGGAGAGAGGGGGCUGGCUGGUGCCCAAUGACCCAGAAGACGAUGAUGACGAUGAGGAAGACUCUUCUGAGGUGAAGGAUAAGAGCUGGCCCAAGUGGCGGAUAUGGUUGGACGUGGAGGCAUCCCGCGAGAGCAAUCAUUGGUUGCCUUGGAGACCGGACAAGUCCAAGGGCCAGACAGAAGAGGACUGUGAGGAUCCUGACAGACAGGUCCUGUUCGAUGACCUUGGCCCGUCCAUGAUCCGGCUCUGCUCCCCAGAGCUCAGGUUCCAGCUGGUGGGCUCCUUCCUCCAGUUCCUGGGCCUGCCCGGGGAGGGCUGGUACCAGGGGCCGUCCUGGAGCUGCCUGCUGGACAACACAUCCCUGCUGGAGGAGGGCCCAGACGCGGAGCGGCCCCUGACCUCCAGCCUCCUCCGCCAUACCGGGGUCGGCCCCGUGGGUCACAUGACCCCGCUUGGCAGCGCCAGGAGGCAGACGGGUCUGUGCAAGGAGGGGGAGGAGUUUGUGCAGCUCGUCCUGCAGCAGGUCACACCCCUGUGCUCCUCGCGGGAGAAAGCGCUUCUCUCUCUCUACUGGAUACAGUACGAGAAGCUCAAGGUGAUGAAGUGUGUCCAGAGCAGAAAUAAGAAGCGACUGAAGUCUCAGGGAAAGAGGAGUAAAAAGCUGGCCAAGCGCCUGCUGAAGGAGGAGGAGAACCGGGGCAACCUGGCCCUAUGGCGGGAGUACGCCCACCUGGAAUGGCUGCUGGGAAACCUGGAGGAGGGCAGGAAGGUGUUCGACACGGCCAUGGCCCUGGGUGUGGCCCGGGGCCUGAAGGACCCGGAGCUGUGCCGCCUCUGCCUGCUCUAUGCUCAGCUGGAGGCGGAGGAGGCCCGGGGCGGGGCGUCUCCCUGCACCUCCUCCGCGGCGGUGUAUGUUCUGACCAAACUGGCCGAGGGCGGGGCCUACGCCCCCUUUUCCGGCCUGGUGCCCCCGGUGGCCGUCCUGAAGGCGCGGAAGUCCUACGAGCAGGCCGUGCAGGCAGCCCUGGACCGGAAGGCGGGGUCCACGAAUGCUGGGAAAAACGCCCGCGUGGCGGAGCUGGUUGGCUGUUUCGCGCUCUUCCAGUACCUGACCACGGGAGUGGAGGCCGCCACGAGCGUCUUCAGCCAGGCCCUGGAGAGGCUGGAGGGGUCUGGGGCCCCUGAGGACGGGGCCUCCUCUGACUCCAGUGCCUGGGGCCCUCCCUCUGAGCUGGAGUCUCUGUGCGUCAUGCGAGCCCUCCUGCUGCAGCAUCACACCAGCACCAGCGUGUACCCCCUGCGCCAGCUCCGGGAGACCCUCACCACAGCCCUCUCCAGCUUCCCCACCAACCCCCUGCUCUGGCAGCUCUACCUGCGGCUGGAGAAGAGGUUCCACAGCGCCGGGAGGGCGCGUCGCUUCUUCCACACCGUCACCAAGAGCAUCCAGAGCGUCACGCCCCAGCUGUUCGCCAUCUGCGCCGAGCAGAGGAGGAAAGAACUGGUCAACUCGGCAGUGAGGGCUGACUGUUACGGGGAGGUUUUCUCCAGCAUGCCGGAGAACGGGCUCAGCCACAGGAUCCGGGCUCUGUAUGAGAAAGCCGUGGCCUCUGAGCACGGGGCCCACUGCCCUCUCCUCUGGAGGAUGUACCUCCGCUUCCUGGUAUCAGAGGGGAACUUGGAGAGAGGUAGCGGCAUCUUGUACAAAGCCCUUCAGGAAAUCCCGUGGGUGAAGGGCCUGUACAUGGACGCGGUGCAGCUCUUCCCCGACCGCGUGCAGGAGUUCCUGGACCUGAUGACAGAGAAGGAGCUGAGACUGCGGGUGCCCAUGGAGGAGGUGGACAUCCUGCUGGAGGACUGAGGCCCUGGUCUGGCCCCGGUCACAGUUCUGGGGCCCUGAAACGCCUAUGGCCCUCAAAAUCAUGCGUGAAAAAAGACUAGCUUUUAUUGGGAGAGGUUUUGUUUUGUAUAUCUGAAAGAAUGAUGUGUAGUUUAUGUGUAUAUAUUAAAGUAUAUUUUGCCUACCUCUUGGAAUAUUCUGUAAAUAACCUUUGUCUAUUAAAAGCAAUGUCUUUCUGUAA
Molecule: messenger RNA, 3769 nt
Organism: Conger conger (European conger)
Lineage: Eukaryota; Metazoa; Chordata; Actinopteri; Anguilliformes; Congridae
Gene: nrde2
Product: NRDE-2, necessary for RNA interference, domain containing
Exons: 14
Coding region: 55-3549 (1164 amino acids)
Biological process (GO): negative regulation of RNA catabolic process; RNA processing; regulatory ncRNA-mediated post-transcriptional gene silencing
Cellular component (GO): catalytic step 2 spliceosome
Molecular function (GO): protein binding
Source: RefSeq, a predicted model, not a curated record